Molecule: messenger RNA, 1186 nt
Organism: Eurytemora carolleeae
Lineage: Eukaryota; Metazoa; Arthropoda; Copepoda; Calanoida; Temoridae
Product: serine/threonine-protein kinase 16
Exons: 6
Coding region: 70-1056 (328 amino acids)
Biological process (GO): protein phosphorylation
Cellular component (GO): cytoplasm; Golgi apparatus
Molecular function (GO): protein serine/threonine kinase activity; ATP binding
Source: RefSeq, a predicted model, not a curated record
UUACUUAUAUAUUUCUGCAAAAUAUUUACUAAGUCAAGAUUAUAUGUUUAAACCACUACAGAUGUCAGGAUGUCGAGCUGGAUCUACUUGUUUCUAAAUUAUUUGAAGAGAAUGGGUUGUAUUUUACUCCGACCUAGUCUAGUAGUAGAGGGGCAGAAGUACAAGGUUCGCAGACAACUAGCGGAGGGAGGGUUUAGUACAAUUGACCUGGCGGAGAAUACCAGGAAUGGGAAACUAGUGGCGAUUAAACGGAUUACUUGCCACUCAAUUCAAGAUCAAAAUCUGGGGAAAUUUGAGAUAGAAGUUCACAGAAAAUUUCAACAUGAAAAUAUUAUUCGUUUAAUAGGUGCUAGUAUUGAAGGAGACGCAGAUAUUAUUCAUAAUAUAACCAGCGAGAUAAUCUUGGUCCUUCCCUACUAUGAGAGAGGUUCUCUGCAGGACGAACUGGAGAAAAGAUGUUUGAAAGAAAACCAUCUCGAGGAGACGGUUUUACUCCGGUUGUUUCAUUGUAUUUGCUCUGCAGUCCGGAGGUUUCACUCUCACGACCCUCCGUAUGCUCAUAGAGAUAUCAAACCUCAUAAUAUCUUACUAGAGAAGGAUUUUACUCCAAUACUCAUGGACCUAGGAUCUGUUGCUCCUGCUAGAAUAACAAUCAGGAGUAACCGGGACGCCCAGUUUCUGCAGGAUACGGCAGCAGAGAGGUGUUCUAUGACGUACAGACCUCCGGAGCUAUUCAUGGUUCCAUCUUCAUUUGAUAUCACAGAGAAAACAGAUAUCUGGUCGCUGGGAUGUCUUCUCUAUUCUUUAAUGUACUUUAAAUCACCGUUUGACAGCGUAUAUGAGAGAGGAGACAGCGUGGCGCUAGCUGUGCAGAGCGGAGAUAUAUCCUUCCCAACCUUGAAGAAACCUUACUCCGACCCCGUCCAACAACUGGUUAGGAAAAUGAUGAAUCUUGAUAUGAGUUUCAGGCCUUCCAUUGAUGGUGUGAUUGAGGAAACAGAAAAUAUUUUGAGUUCUGAGCAAUCUAAUCAAACCGUUGCAGUUCAAAUCAAAUAAUCCAAUCUUGAUAGUUCAGAUCAAUAAUCCAAUCUUGGUAGUUCAGAUCAAAUAAUACAAUCCUUGAUAGUUCAGAUCAAAUAAUCCAAUCUUGAUAGUUCAGAUUAAAUAAUACAAUCUUGAUAGUUCA